UUAAACUUUCGCUACAGUUACACCAUUAACAUCCAGUGUAGGCAACGCCGCCUGCAGUCUCAGCUCACCGGGAUUGGAUGAGUGCAUACGUGGACUCUUCCACUUGAUUGUACCGAAGCUGAGAAACUCGCGUCUCUCGGAGUUCAACAUGGGCUCAAUUGAUCCAUACAUGUAUCAGCGCGGCAUCUUUCGGUAUUCUAACGAUGGAGUCCAGGGUGGUCUACUAAUCAAAAAUAUGGAAAUUUUUGGCAUCAGUGGGUUAAAGGUCAACAGUGUCCAAUCCAAUUUCACGAACAGCGACUUUAUCAUCAAAUUGGGCGUGGAGUUGCCCAAACUUAAGGCUGGCGGACAAUUCAAGGCGGACGUUAAGUUUGGCGGCUUGCGUCUGGUGCCCAAGGGACCCUUCAACAUAACUAUUGGUGAGUAGAGCAAAUUAUCAAA
Molecule: messenger RNA, 441 nt
Organism: Drosophila innubila
Lineage: Eukaryota; Metazoa; Arthropoda; Insecta; Diptera; Drosophilidae
Exons: 1
Coding region: 149-427 (92 amino acids)
Source: RefSeq, a predicted model, not a curated record